AUGUUAGGUACAAUCUAUUUAUAUAAUACAGGACAAUCAGCAGGAAACUUUAGUUUUAGCACAAAAGCUACGGCAGUUGCUAAAAAUAUAAAUACUAAAUAUUAUAAUUUGCCUACAAUUUCUGAACAUGUUUCCAAACAUAAGAGUGAUUUUUCAGAUGAUGAAUUUGGUCAUUUCUUAGCUGGAUUAAUAGAAGGAGAUGCUUAUUUUAUUAAAAAACGUAUAGGAUAUGGUAAUGUUUAUAAAAUUAAAGAUAAAAAGGCAGUAAGAUAUAUUUGUAAAAAUCUAACAGGUUUAUCUAUUAUUUUAUCAUUAAUUAAUGGUAAAUUAAUAAGUCAUUAUAAAUAUAAACAAUUAAUUAAUCAUGAAUAUAGUGAAGAUUUUAAUAUAAAAAUAUUGCCUCCUUUAAAUAAAUUAACUGGUUUUACUCAAGCUGAUGGUUGUUUUCAUAUUAGUGUUGCAAAAAGUAAAACACAUAAAACAGGCCAUAGUGUAAGAUUAGAAUAUUCUUUAAAGCAAAAUAAUUAUUUACCAUUAAAAUUUUUAAUUGAUUUAUUAAAAAAAGGUAAUUUAUCUCAAUAUAGUUCAGCAUAUGAUCUUAUUAAUUAUUUUGAUAGAUUUAAUCUUUUUGGGGGUAAAUAUGUAAGCUAUUUAAAAUUUAGAAAAGUUUAUAUUAUGAUAACAGAAGGUAAACAUUUAGAUAAAAAAGGUAUAGAUAAAAUUAUAAGUAUUUCAACUAAAGGAUCCUCAGAGACAAGCACGCAAGGAAUUUAA
Molecule: messenger RNA, 774 nt
Organism: Aspergillus ruber CBS 135680
Lineage: Eukaryota; Fungi; Ascomycota; Eurotiomycetes; Eurotiales; Aspergillaceae
Product: LAGLIDADG family homing endonuclease
Exons: 4
Coding region: 1-774 (257 amino acids)
Molecular function (GO): endonuclease activity
Source: RefSeq, a predicted model, not a curated record